Molecule: messenger RNA, 3626 nt
Organism: Silurus meridionalis
Lineage: Eukaryota; Metazoa; Chordata; Actinopteri; Siluriformes; Siluridae
Gene: tmem62
Product: transmembrane protein 62
Exons: 14
Coding region: 316-2241 (641 amino acids)
Molecular function (GO): hydrolase activity
Source: RefSeq, a predicted model, not a curated record
UCCCUGAGCAGGAUUUCCGCUGUGCGGAAGUGAUGAUGCAGGGUGAAGUGUCUGGCCUGCGCGCGCGCCGGUAUGUGGGCUGAGCUAAAAACUCCAGAAAGGCGGAAGUGUGAGCUGUGAGCGGUGAUGACAGCACGAUUACUGGCACUAUCGCAUGCUUUGAUCUGAUCCUCUCACCGCCACUGAUCAGCCGGGGAUUAUUAUGAUUUGAUGAGGUGUAGGUUGUUAUAUUAAGCAGUAUGCUGAGCGCGGCCAUGGUCAGUGUUAGCAGUGAUUUAUAGGACAGGGUUUGAGUGUGCUCGCGCUCCGGUCAGGAUGCUCCGGCUGGCCGGUGUGCUGGUCGUUGCCGGUUUGGUGAUGGCGUGUUUCACUUCCUGGGUGUUAGACAGCUACGACACUAGCUGGCAUCCUAAACGGAGUUUGGCGCAGUCAGACGGCGAGCACGUCAAGAAGAAAGGCGAGGCGCCGUUUCCAGACGCGGAGCUGAAGAACAUCUUCUGGUUUGUGCAGAUAUCAGACAUUCAUAUAAGCCGCUUUCGCGAUCCAAGGCGCAUCCCGGACUUCGAAAAGUUCUGUACAGACACUAUUGAAGUCAUUAAACCUGCUCUUGUACUUGCUACAGGGGACUUAACAGAUGCAAAGACGGAGGAUAAAGUUGGCUCUCUACAGUACGAGGUCGAGUGGCAGGCCUAUCACAACGUCCUAAAGAAAUCUCGAGUGCUGGAACGGACAAAAUGGAUAGACAUUCGUGGAAACCAUGAUACCAUGAACAUUAUAUCUCUGGAUAGCGUAAACAAUUAUUACAGGAAGUAUUCUGCCAACCAGAAGCUUGGAUCCUUCCACUAUGUACACAGCACUUUCUUUGGGAACUAUUCAUUUAUCUGUGCUGAUGCCACCCUCACUCCUGGGCCCAAGCGUCCCUACAACUUCUUUGGAAUACUUAAUCAAGGUCAAAGUGAUAUACUGGCUAAAUUUAAGCAGGAGAGUCAGAGCAGCAAUCAGACCAUCUGGUUUGGACACUACACAACGUCUACUGUCAUCUCCUCUUCACCUGGACUCAGAGCCCUGAUGAGCAAGGCAGUGGCAUACCUGUGUGGGCAUCUUCAUACGCUCAGGGGUCUGAUGCCUGUCCUCCACAGCAGACACUCUACAGGAACACUGGAGCUGGAGCUAGCAGACUGGAUGGAAAAUCGCAGAUACAGAAUCCUGGCCUUUGACCACGACCUAUUGAGUUUCUCAGAUCUGACAUUUGAAGACUGGCCAGCAGUGGUAAUCACCAACCCGAAAGAUGCUCAGUAUCUGCAUCCAGGAGUGGAACCUCUGGGUCGCAUCUAUAGUUCUACACACAUCAGGAUCCUGGUCUUUUCACAAGCUCCAGUUACAGCGGUGCAUGUGAGUGUAGAUGGUGAGGUCCUGGGGAAAGCAGAGUCUGUAGGAGGGCCUCUGUAUGUGCUGCAUUGGGAUCCUAAAAUCUACUCCACUGGACUGCAUACAAUUACUGUCAAAGCAGAGAAUUUGGCAGGUCAGACCAAGGUGAAAGAGCAGCUUUUUACUAUGCAGGAGGACCUCACACCCAGCUUUGGCUUCCUACAGUCAUUCAUCCUCCUGACCGAUCAUUACAUACUGGCACGGAUCCUUUUUGUAGCUGUCGUGUUGCUAAACGUGGGCGUCCUUGUUGUCUUCAGAUUCAAGCAGAUGCCCGCUGCCAGAGGGCUGCUCUCUCAAGCGUUUUUCUCCUUACAUCUUGUCAGCAACAUCAACACUUUCUACUACACCUUGCUGCUGUUUAAUCUGUGUACAGCAUUAGGUCCAUGGUUUAUUGGAGAAGUGGUUGAUGGACACUAUGGAGCUUGUUUUGCUUUCGGUGUGUUCGUGGACGGGCAUUUCCUUCAGGGCAGUCUGACCUAUGUUGUGGGUAUAUUGCAGUUAAUAUUCUUCAACAUGCCCCUGACAUGCUACCUCUGCUGGAGUUUGCACCAGCGCUUCGUUGGCUGCUCCUUUCACUCUCACCUCUGCAGGCCGGGAUCCCGCUUGGGGACUCUGGCUGUACACGUGGGCAUGCUGAUUCUUUUCAUCUGGCAGGCAUAUUCCUGCUACUUCCUGCUGGAGACCUACGGCCUGAUGGCUUUCUUCCUGUCUCCGGUGCGUACCUGGGCUCUGCUAAUGGGUCUGCUGCUCAUCUACAAAGUCUGGAGAGGACCAGCUCCAAAUCUAUCUAAGAGGAGUAACUCGCAGCUAUGACAGCAAAACCCGGACAGGGUUUUUUCUUUUUUUUUUUUCUUUCCCUGACACUAGCUUUGGUUCUGCUACUUGGUAAUAUACAAUAGCAUGUGGUUGUUGAAGUAUUUUUCUGUCCUGUUUAGUUCCAUACCUUCAUGUACCAGAUUAUUCAGUUAUUAUUUGGAUUUUAGGUUCUAAAUGUACAGACACAACACUGAUAAUAUUUUUUCAUUUGUUCAAAAAAAAAAAAAAGUUGGCCAGAAAGGUUCACAUGGCAUUGGGAGUAGAGAUGUGCCUCAGAAAUGUAAUGCUAAGAAAAGGUCUUGCCAGUGUGAUGUUUUUCAUUUUCAUGCUUUUGAGCUUUUAUUCGUUUACUCUUAGUAACUGCCUGGUCCGGGCUACAGAGGUUUAACAUAGGCUUUUUGUUAUUUUAUGCUUAUAUUUUUCAAAAGACCAACUAAAUUUAGUAGAAAACGUUGUGGGCAGGUUCAAAGAAAACACAUAAGUGUGAACUGGAGUAAAAACACUCUCUCUGGUUUAAAUAAAAUAAAAACAGGAAGAUGCACACAACAUGCCUAAAUUGGUAUCUGAAGACCGAUACCAAUUUUGCUAAAAAAGAUUUAAUGGAAUAUGCUGCACCCUAUGUUGCACCUGUGAAUCCAAAAACCUAACAUGCAACAUUGAGAGUUCUUGCGGCUUCUGCUCCAAUCAGAUCCCAUCACCAUUUUUGUAGAACUUGCUGAGUGGUUGUUUUGUCUAUUUCACAGACAAUGUGUGAAGGCGUAUACAGAGUAACCUCAUGAGAUUUAUUUUACAUUAGACUAGCAAAGGACAGAGUCUCUUCUAUGGAGAAGUUACAUGUGCGCCUGUGCUGUAUGCUAGCGUCUGUACAGAUCACAACACUAUAUGCUUCAUUUAGUGUACUGUAUUGCACUGGCAAGAGAGCACCGAUCUCACUAAAUAAAUAACACUGGUUUAGUGAGUGUGAAGAGAAACUGAAUGUAUAACUUUGUGUGAUCAAGUUGCAGGAAAAGACAAUCACCAAUGUGUGUAUACACUGAAGUUCCAAGAGUUUUUUUUUCUCAUUCUGCACCUCAGCUGGAUCAAGCAACACGAGACAAAAAGAGAAUGGUAUAGCGUUCAUGUUGAACGUGUAAUCCACAAAAAUGUCAAAAAAAAAAAAAAAAAAGUACUUCAUUGUUCAUGCUGUGGUAAAUUUGCUUGUGGUAUAUAUUUUUUCAUGUAUGUGUUUUUGUUGAUCUGUGUAUAAGUAAUUAUUGGUCAAUUCAAGUCUUUGGGGAUCAUAAUCACUUAACUGCUCUCGAUGAUCAAAAAUGUGAAGGGUUUUAAAUAGAUUAUUUUUUGGUUGCAGGUGCAUUCAAAUAAAUAUUUUUUGCAGUUGUAAA